Ornithodoros turicata is the source of this 2696-nucleotide messenger RNA. Its product is annotated as protein BANP-like. Gene Ontology annotation, molecular function: DNA binding. Lineage: Eukaryota; Metazoa; Arthropoda; Arachnida; Ixodida; Argasidae. The record is from RefSeq and is a predicted model, not a curated record. Gene Ontology annotation, biological process: negative regulation of protein catabolic process; protein localization to nucleus. The transcript has 13 exons. Bases 16 to 1566 code for a protein of 516 amino acids.
AGGAGCAGAUGUGCUAUGGUAACCGGAUGUGACGUUACUUGUGCCAGCAGCCGUCACCCACUAAAAUUUGUCUCGCACUGGUCGAGAAGGAACGCCAUUAUCGCGGUAUCGAGAAGAAUGGCCUCUGAUGAAGUCCCAGAAACUAUCCAUUUGACAGUGAAUCAACUAAGUGGGGACACAACAGAUGCUUCGCUUCCAAAUCUUCUCGUUGUCGAUCAGUUGGGAGAGAUCUUGGGUGCUGCUGGGGAAGGCCCGAGCGGUAACUCGUUAAUCUCAGCUCCUCUGCGCCUGAUCUCUGUGGGGGAUGGGCAGUUCAUGCUAGCUAAGGUGUCAGAACUGUCUGAAAUGGGAGUAGGCACAAACCACGACAUCUCUGAGGACCUCGGUUUGCCUGAAUGUACAGCAGAAAGGCUGGAAGCAAACAGCACUGCAAGUGUUGAUGCCCAAGCAACGUGUGACACGUCAGAAAAAUGUGGUGCUGAUGAAGAAAAUAGUUCCUGCAAUGCUGAAGCUGAGGAGUCUUUGAGGGACCAGCUUGCGCUGAUGCAGAGCGAGAUUUUAUCUCGGCUAGAUGCCCUUGCUCAGAAGUUAGACCAAGUGGGCUCAUGCUACAAGGGACUCAAGGACAAACUCAAGGAUGUAACCAGCAAAGUGCAAUCAGGUUCAAGCCAUGGCACAACUGCUCUUAUCCCACGUGCGGCUUUGGCACCAUCCUGCAGGGGAAAAGGGAACACUGUUGCAGUAUGUGUCCCAUUACUGACAAAUUCUGCAGACUCCUCUACCAGUAAGAAGUCGGAAGUGCGUCUGGUAUCAUUGUCCUCCAACAGCUAUGAGGACUAUCCAAAUGGAUCCUGGCUUGGUGACCCUAAUAAUCCUGACCUCAGAGUACGCUGCCCCAUCCGACCGCAGGACUUGGAGAUGCUGAACAAAAGCUGUACAACACCGGAGAAAAUGGCGCUUACCCUUCUCGACUAUCUCUUUGACCGUGAAGUGCAGGCUUCUUCAAACAUCUCGGGUACUGGGCGGCACGGCAAGCAACAACUGGACCCCAUGCGGAUAUUCGGAAUAAGGUGUCACCUUGUGUACCACUUUGCCAUUGGGGAGAAGGACUGGCAUAGGAUUAAACAAAAUCUCGACUCCAAGUGCCGCACUGCCUUCAGGCGGAAAACCAGGGGAAUGCCACUCACUGUGAAAGCCUUCAGAGACAGGCUUCCACCAGUGGCUGGUCAGGCACCAGCAGUAGGACAAUCAUUAGAGGCCUCAUCGUCAUCCCCAGAGUGUUCUCUGGGUGCAUCACAGUCAGAUGUUUCCAUGGACAAUGACCUGGAUCUUGCAUCUGCCCCAGUGCCCGUGACAUUGAUAUCUGGUGAAGUUUUACCACUGCAGGGAAUCUCAACAGGAGAACCUCAGAUAAUCCAUACUGAGCAUGGCGACAUACAAGUAGUUCAUGCAACAGCAGAGGAGAUAGCACAGCUGGAUCAGAAUCAACAGAUACAGAUUCUGGCAAGUUCCGAGUUGCUAGGUGAUCUACAGGCACAAACUGAAGCACUAGUUGGUGCUCCGUAAUGAAGGUGGAGGAGCCAUCACCCAGAUGAAUCAAGAGGCCUUGUUGUAAUCUACCAGCACUCGAGGGUCUCAUGUUCCUGUCAACUUAUCCACCAAGCUCAGCUGACAUGCACCUAAGGUACACCUUCAAAGCAUUAUGUGGCAGCAGGAGGAACAGCCCUGUGUGUUGCCCAGCAGUGACUGGCAGUAACAUGUGUGCAAUACGUACAUCUGUUGUCCAACUGUCGAUUUACUUUAGAUUGAAUGCCUUUACCGGAUUUGGGAGGGAGUUCUGUGCAUCUUGGGCCGACUUCAGGGGGAACUGUGCCGACAUUCAUCUGGGAAGUCUUCAGAAAACCCAGGGAAAACCUCAGACAGCAUAGCCAGUGGUAGGAUACGAACCCAACACCUCCCAGUCUUGAGCACUACCUUAGCUACCACCACCGAGUGACAUGAGGAUACUGUAUGAGGAAACGUGACUCAUCCUUGGUAUCACAGACUGGCAUACCUCUAAGAGCUAUGAGUUUGUGUUCGGAUUCCGAAAUCGGCAUGUCUGGAGCAGAGAAACGGAAACGCUCAGCUCUUACCACUGGGGUAAAAAAGGCUAUGAUAGCGAGCAAAAUAAGUGUAGAAAGUGCUACUGUGACUACACUCAUGUCCAACGUACGAAGGAAAAGAAAUCUAGUCUGUCAACUACAUACGCCAUUGGAGAUAAGGAGAAGCAAUAGCGCGCCAGGAGAAAUACUGCAGCGCCACUAUGCGCGAUCAAUUUGGAAGCGCACUUUCUGCCGCAGCGUAGUGUCAUGCGGCCAGUCUUAGCAGCCAAUACGGAAGCAGAGUGAGUGUGAUGGAUUACAUUAUCUGGCGCAAGCAGGGAGCAUGACCUCAGUGUAUCCAGCCGUCCUAUCCGCGGUGCAGUAAUAUUUUGAGAGCUGACAGACUAGAUUUCUUUUCCUUCUUAAGUUGAAUACAAUCUGCAGAUCCGCUCUGGAUCACAUUGAAGCUGCUAUAAUAUAUUUCAAAGAGAAGAACGACGAGCGAAGUAGUUGACAUCCCUUCCUAGCAAUGUAGACACAAAUGAAGGUAACGUACAAAGCACCUUAACUUAGUAUUUCUGAAAAAUAAACGUCUCUGGAAAUUUUUCUCGUUUA